This is a messenger RNA of Morchella sextelata, 1653 nucleotides long. RefSeq lists its product as uncharacterized. The coding region runs from base 1 to 1653 and encodes 550 amino acids. The transcript has a single exon. The record is from RefSeq and is a predicted model, not a curated record. Gene Ontology annotation, molecular function: RNA polymerase II transcription regulatory region sequence-specific DNA binding; DNA-binding transcription factor activity, RNA polymerase II-specific. Gene Ontology annotation, cellular component: nucleus. Gene Ontology annotation, biological process: regulation of transcription by RNA polymerase II. Lineage: Eukaryota; Fungi; Ascomycota; Pezizomycetes; Pezizales; Morchellaceae.
AUGUCGAACUACUCAGCAGACAUCGUCGGAGUUGCUGAACGGGAAGUGCUGGGGGAAGUUCCGAACUUCAAUGAGAACAAGCCUAGACAUAAGGAGGCAGCAGAAACUCUAUUGGCUUUAGGAGAAUCGAGAGGAAGUACCAAUGAAGACCUUCAUGGUAAUCUCGGCCCCAUUUCUUCAGAAAGUCUUCAAACAACUAACGCCCCCGUGGAUGUAGAGUCGAACGAAACAAUAGUACCAGCUGCCUCUUUACCAGAAAGCCAUACUACGCGUUCGGGACGCACUAAUGAUAUAUCUUUAGAGAUUAAACAAAUAGUAUCAGCUGCCUCUGGAACACCAUCCCCUCAAUAUAAGCAGCCAGGACCCUCCACAGGGCCUACAACCGUCAAUUCCUUUUCAACUCCUACGACCAGCCAGACCGAAAAACGUCCACGAGCAGCUCCAGGUGAGAAGAAGUUCCUUUGCCAAGUCGAGAACUGUGGCAAAGGAUACACCACAAACAGAGCGUUAAAAACCCACGGAAAGGUCCAUCUUGAUAACACUCAAAGCCAUGAGUGUAAUAAGUGUGAUAAGCCUUUUCCUACUAAGGCGGCUUUGAACAAACAUAAAUCGACAGAUCACCGUGGCGAAUUCAAAUGUAGCUUGUGCGACAAAUACUUCGGCCUACGUGCAGGUAUACGGAAGCACAUUCAAAAUGAUCAUCCAGAAGUGGACGUAGCGGAUACUUUGGUUGGAAUUCAUCUGAGACAGGAAUUUGGCCGCGCCGUCAGCAUCUUCCUAUGCAAUGUUUGUCCCUGCUGGAAUACCGACAAGUACUUCUUCAAGACUCAUGUCGCAAAACGCCACAAAAGUCAAGGAACGGCUGCCACUACAGAAAAGUGUCUUGCCGAAUCAAAGGAAAGAGAUGAUGCUCGCUUCAACUCAUACACCUGUACUCUUUGCAGGUGGAGGACUCCUCACAUGGAAGCCAUCAGAGAUCAUGUCGAGGCAGCUCAUCCUAGCGAAGACAAAUAUCGAGUGUCCGCAGCUAUUCUCGGCACCAUGAAAGUCGAAGAAAUCCCCUACGAACGUGUCGACAAAAGAUAUAAAUGUCACCACUGCGAUCGGUACGUCGGUAAAUCGGAUCAUGCACUGUUCCUUCACAUCAAAGAGAGGCACGAAGAGUGGGAUGUGUACGAGCUUCAACUACGUUCGUUGAUGGGCAUGGAUUCUGCAGACUUGCUUCCCCAAAGAGGCGUGCCGUGGUUCGAAUGCAACUUCUGCCAGCAAUCGAGGAGGCGUCUCGCCAAUAUUAAACACCACAUCCGACGAGUUCACAAAGAUGAUAGAACAAAUUUCAAAGACAACUCCGGUGGUCAACCAUCUUUCUGGACCGAGUUAUCGGAGGCCGAGUCAAAAGUGCUAGAAGAAGUCGAGGCCAACAGGAGAAGAAAGCUCGGGAUUUCGGAUGACAAAGACAGCGAGGAUGGAGAGGAUGGCGAGAAUAGCGGAGAGGACGAGGACGAGGACGAGGAUGAGGAUGGAGACGAUGAGGACGGGAAUGGGGGCGAUGAGGACGGGAAUGGGGACGAGAAUGGGGACGAGGAACCGAUCAGGAAGUUUAGGAAGGUUGAGAAUAUUAGACAAUCUAAGGGAUUAUCUAAGAGCGGGUGA